Messenger RNA from Westerdykella ornata, 614 nucleotides. RefSeq lists its product as uncharacterized. NCBI's taxonomy places the organism in Eukaryota, Fungi, Ascomycota, Dothideomycetes, Pleosporales, Sporormiaceae. The record is from RefSeq and is a predicted model, not a curated record. The coding region runs from base 223 to 540 and encodes 105 amino acids. The transcript has a single exon.
CAUCUACUUAACAAUGCAUAAUAGCAGCAGGACUUGACACGGCCGGCGCACUUCGUAAGAGUGUCCGUUUGAUACAGAGGCCGUGCUCACACAUGUACAGUCGAAGGCUACCAGCUUGCGGCAUUGCAAAGGCAGCUACUCUUCUCAUUAGAGAUUUGGUUAGACUGUCUUUGCACUAUUGGUAUUAUUCCCUAUUACCAUUACCACGAUACCGCAAAUAGCAUGAAUCCGGAACUCCAAACCGCCUACGCCAUAUUAAUCCUUCUUCCUAAAAUCCUCCUCAUUCUCCCAAGCCUUACUCCCCGGAGCCAACACCAAAACAGAUCGAUCGCCCCUCGCAGUAAGCAGAUGCAGCUCGAACUCCAGCAAUCCGAACAGAACAAUACGCCCCAAGCAGCAGAAAGUAAGCGACAUGUGUCCUCCCUGGGGACAUAUUUCGCCAUACAAAACCCUCCAAGAGAUCACAUCCACGUAAACGGCAUGAGUAACCACACCCAAAGGCAGUUUCACGGAAGAGUUCCGCGUACAUGUCGAGCAUAAGUCCGCAGAGCUUGGAAAACCGAGUUAAUCCGUCUUUUAAUCGGAUAGGAAAGGUGUGCGCCCUCGGGACAGCA